Molecule: messenger RNA, 618 nt
Organism: Hippoglossus stenolepis (Pacific halibut)
Lineage: Eukaryota; Metazoa; Chordata; Actinopteri; Pleuronectiformes; Pleuronectidae
Gene: cart4
Product: cocaine- and amphetamine-regulated transcript 4
Exons: 4
Coding region: 173-505 (110 amino acids)
Biological process (GO): adult feeding behavior; negative regulation of appetite; G protein-coupled receptor signaling pathway
Molecular function (GO): neuropeptide hormone activity
Source: RefSeq, a predicted model, not a curated record
GAGGAGACGUAUAAAAACAGGAGGAGGAGGAGGAGACGCUCAGAGUCCAAGUGAGGAGACGGACGACAAACCACCAAAGAAGAAAAGAUAAGGAGCUGAAAUAGACACCACCGAAGAAGAAGCAGGAUCUUUAAUAAUCUAAUUUCUCUGUUUUGUAAAAAUCUCUGUGGCGAUGGAGGGUGUGCGAGUGCUGGUCUACCUGUCCGUCUGUCUGUCCCUGCUGACGUCACUGUGUCAGGGUCAAAGGUCGCCUGACGGCCAGCUGCCGUCUGCAGCGGCCGAGCCGACACUCGGACUCACGACCAGAGAGCUGGCGGAGGCUCUACAGGGUUUCCUGGACGAGGCAGAAUCCAGGGUCGGACUCUCUGUGGAGAAGAAAGCCAGCGUCAUCCCUCGAUGCGACGUUGGUGAACGAUGUGCGAUGAAACAUGGACCUCGAAUCGGUCGACUGUGCGACUGCCUGAGAGGAACCGCCUGUAACACCUUCUUCCUGCGCUGCUACUGACACACGUCCUGUCCCUGGUCCUCACAGAGAUAGAAAGACACCCUGCAUGUCUCAGUCUGGUUCUGUGUCUCAGAUUCAUGUAUUUUUAUUAAAUAAAGUUUCUUCAUAAAGCU